Molecule: messenger RNA, 1977 nt
Organism: Aedes albopictus (Asian tiger mosquito)
Lineage: Eukaryota; Metazoa; Arthropoda; Insecta; Diptera; Culicidae
Exons: 2
Coding region: 153-1715 (520 amino acids)
Biological process (GO): SCF-dependent proteasomal ubiquitin-dependent protein catabolic process
Cellular component (GO): SCF ubiquitin ligase complex
Molecular function (GO): protein binding
Source: RefSeq, a predicted model, not a curated record
AUAAACAUUGCUUGACAUUUGUUGUUGAUUGAUUAUACUCUUGUGUUAUCGUAUCAAAUACUUUCGCUUUACUCAGAUGUUCUGUUGAUUCAUAAAUUAAAUCCUUCAUUAUAAACGAACCAAUAGUUCAUCAGAAGAGUUGCCAGCCAAUAAUGGAUCUGGAAGGCCUCCCGCCGGAGCUGGUGUGGCACAUAUUGGACAAUCUAACCGAUCUGCGAGAUCGCAAGAAUGCCUCUUUGGUGUGCAAAAGCUGGAACUGGAUGCUGUUCAACUCGCCGGUCGCGCUUUGUAGCAUAAGGUUGCGUGUUUGUCCCAAAGUGGCUAGCCUGGAUCGAACGGACGCCGAAGAGGUAUUCAAUCGGAUGAGCGACGUCAUGGUGUGCAGCAAGAGGAACUACAUCAAUGUGGAGUUCUUCCAUGUGAAUUUUGAGAGACCGAUGGCGCGGGAAUUGUUGUUCUUCAUGGUUCAGCUGUGCUGCGACACGAUCGAGAAUUUGGUUUUCACGAAUUGUCAUGGGCUGCGGCGAAGUGAGUUGUGGCAGGUUUUGGAAUUGCUACCAAAACUGACGGAUCUUACAAUUUCCGGAGGAAUCUACUACGAUGAAUUCGAUAAUGAUGCAGAAGUAACUGAACUGAAGAAACUGGAAAGCUUAUCGUUGGACAUCGGUGAUGACUGUCGGCUGUAUCAGGACUUUUUGACAAUCACACCGAAUUUGUCGAAGUUUAGUGUCCGGACAAUUCACGGUUGUGUAGAUUUACGAGACGUUGUGUUGACUCGCUGUUUCAGCCACCAGCUAGACACGUUAAGCUUCUCCACUAAUAGAUGUUUCAAUCAGUCAGAGUUUUCGGACAUGAACUUCACACAUUUAACGAAACUUGAUCUUAAGAUAUCUGGAUCAGUGUGGCCACAGUUGUUCAAGCAGAUGAAGUUGCUAACAGAACUUCAGAUAGAAGCCGGGAUUAAUGACGAAGUGAUAGCAGCCAUUUGCGCAACAUCAUUAAAGCUACGGAAAUUGAGUCUUCUCUGUUCCGGAUUCGUAGAGUGCAAAAAAUUCAACAUGCUGACCAGAUUGGAAAACCUCGAAGACCUCCAAAUAAGAGGAAUUUACAAAUUCAGUUGGCGGCAUGUUACUUUCAGCAAACUCAGACGACUGCACGUAGAUAACGUGGCUACUGACUUCACCAACUUUCUGAAAGAACUCCCCACCCUGAAAAUUUUGGAAAUUCACGAUACAAAGCUUAAGAAUGAGCAGUUGAUCAAAUUCACGUUGAAUGCGCCAACGAUCGAACGUCUCGAACUGGCAUUCUGCAACAAAUUGAGCGACAAGGCUUUCAAACAUCUAGCAGAUAUGCCGGACCUGGAAGAACUACGACUUUGGGCAAUCAAUGUCUCCAAAACCAUCGACGAACGAAUGCUUUGUCCCAAGCUUAAAAAAGUCAUUUUCUACUUCAAUGAUAAUAUCGAGGAUUCCACACUGGAGGCCCUUGCCGCGAAACUGCCCCAUCUCCGAUUGCUGGUGCUGUACGACUGCUACCGGAUAACUCCACAAGGUGUAACUAAUCUGCGCAAAACGAUGCCCACGUGCAAUGUGCUGGAGCUGUACCGGGGUGAUGAGCUUCCACCAGCUCUGGUGGCAGAACGCCAGAUCUACUACCGCAAUGCCGAGUUCCCCAAUGGGGUUCUCAAGCAGGAACUGCCCUUCCAGUGGUAUUGAAUUGAACAAAUUCAGAUAACGUGGUUUAAAUUGAAAGAACUGAACUGUGUCAGGAGUUGUGCAUUUGUAAAGUAAAAUAAGUAUUAGUCUAAACAUUUAGCGAACGCGUUAUUAUAUUUUUCAAAAUGUGAGUCAUAGUGCUGUAAGAUGAUUUUGAACAAUUAUUUAUAUAGAUCAAAUAAGCUACUCAAAGUAAUAUAAAACUAUGUGAACUACUUAAUGAUUUUCAUUUGAACUUGUAUUCCCGAAAUUUUGAGUCUAU